Messenger RNA from Venturia canescens, 2137 nucleotides. RefSeq lists its product as uncharacterized. The transcript has 2 exons. Lineage: Eukaryota; Metazoa; Arthropoda; Insecta; Hymenoptera; Ichneumonidae. The record is from RefSeq and is a predicted model, not a curated record. The coding region runs from base 438 to 1238 and encodes 266 amino acids.
ACAAGCGGAAAGAAAAUUUCCGGCUCUGGCAGUACGAUCGCUACCGUCUACCAUGAUCGAUCAUAUCGACUUUUGUUUAUAAUUUUCUUUUGUUCUUCAAAAGAACUUGGGCCAAUAAAGUUUCCAACCAAUGCCUGUGUUCACGUGGGAAAACAUUUAAGAAUCAGAAAUUCAAAAAUACGAUUAUUAAUCAAAGAAACUUGGAUAAAAUAAAACACACCGGCACACCGGUACAAAAACGUCAGGAAAUCGCGUAUAAUCCUACGAAAAAUCUUUGUGACUUUAUAAACAAGUGUUGAAAACAAAUUCCGACUAUUUUGCCAAGGAAAUUCUAAUUACGCGUGAAAGUUAUUCUAGCUGAUUUGUAAGUGAUAUCUCUCUACCGGUUUUACGGGUAUAACCUCACAAAAAUCUGAAUAUCGACUGUACCGUUUAGAAUGGAAGACAAGAAGAGUCACAGAAGCCGGAGGCACAGAGAGCGUCGUCAAAAUGUGGACCCCGAGUUACAAUCUCAGGGGAAUAUUAGAUGCCAAAUAGCUAGACUAUCCGCUGUUUCCGGAUUGAACGUGGAGGCACAGGAAUUCACCAAGAAGGAAAAGGAGAAAGACGAGCCACAGUGGGAAAGAAAUGUGAUUCGGAGGGUAAAAAACUUAGGUCUUUACGAGGACGACUUCCCAAAAGAUUAUAAAAGGAGAUCCGUCCUGCUUGAAAAAUACGCGGGAGAUCAUGAAAUCAUUGCGGACAUAAGGAUUUCAAACGGAGGAGUGAGUUAUUCCAAUAAAAGAUUGGAACGUUUGUGGACUGGCAAUGACAGCAACAGUCUAGAAUCGUCGAUGUCAAGUGAUUGUGAUAAAAGCAAAUCCGAGUCGUCGAGCGUCAACAGCGAAGAGGAAAAAUACAAGAAAAACGUCCUCGUCAGUUCGUUACUGAAGCAACGUCGAGUGCAAAAGAAGAACGAGCGAAAGCUCGAAAAACCUGCAGAAAAUGGGCACUUCAAGCACGAAUCCCAGGAUGAUGUGUCUCACAUCCUUCGUGAUCCCUUGGAUCCCGAUUUCACUUAUCGUCGACCGACAGUAGAAAAUUCCGAGGCUGAUUACACCGUCGAGCACGUGGGAAAAAUAAACGUAGUUUCAGCUCGUAAAUAUUUAAUUGAGAACUUUGACGACAGUGAUCUUACCUUUUGCCAACAAAAUCCGUGUCACUCUGUAAGUUCGAGGGCAAAAGACAAUGAAUCGUGAAUCUCGAACUCGUCCCAGAUCAUUUUAAAAUCAAUCGAAUUGUUAUCUAAGUUAGUCCGUCUCCAGUUAGCUUUUUUUUCUAUCAAUUUCGCAGACUAUUCGCAUAAAUGCGACUGAAACUCCGAUCUUUCACAAUCACCGUUUUGCAAUUGAAAUAGCUAGAUACGAAACGUUACAAUAAGCUCGGAGUUGUUUUUUCUCAGGAAAAAAAAACAAAACAAAUUAUUUUUACACAUUCUAAUAAUUCAAGUAAUUUCAUUUUUUUACGAGCAUUAAGCACAGCAGGGUGGGCUUAAGACUUCCAUUCGUCAGGAUAACAAUAAUAAUAACAAUAAUAAAACCACUAUCAAAAAUUAUAAUAAAAUGAUAACCAACAAAAAUAAUAUCGAUAAUAGUGAAACGCUGUCAAUACUGAAUGACCACCUUUACACGUCGCUCUUAUUCCGGUUUAGUUAUAUCAAUAUAGAUAUACAAAAUACGAUAUAGAUAAAUAUAUCCGUCUGUACAUACAAAACCGGAACAAAAGCGCUGUUUAAACGUAGUCAAUGAUAAUAAUUUCAUACGAAAAUGUUUUCUUUAUAAUAGUCCUAAUUUCCGAUCAGUACUAAAUUUAAAGAUGUAUUGAUUCUGAAAAAAAGAAAAUAAAUUGUUUUUUUUAAAUUUAGAACUGUAUUCGUUGUAACGAAGGACGAAUUGUAGAGCGUUCGGGUAUCAGCGAAGAAAACCCGGAAACACGAAAAGCAACAUUUACGAUAUUGACGAUUUGACAAUAGUGAAGUUUUAAUUUACAUUUAAAUGAGGAUUUGAAAAUGUUUCACAGCGUUACGAAUACGUUACUUUACAGUAAAAAUGUCGGUACGGUUAUCGUUCUUAAAAUACAAAUUUCGCAUUGCAACUAA